Messenger RNA from Saimiri boliviensis boliviensis (Bolivian squirrel monkey), 495 nucleotides. Its product is annotated as programmed cell death protein 5. Gene Ontology annotation, molecular function: DNA binding. NCBI's taxonomy places the organism in Eukaryota, Metazoa, Chordata, Mammalia, Primates, Cebidae. The record is from RefSeq and is a predicted model, not a curated record. Gene Ontology annotation, cellular component: cytosol; nucleus.
CUACGGAGGCAGAGGCUGGCCGAGCUGCAGGCCAAGCACGGAGAUCCUGGCGAUGCGGCACAACAGGAAGCAAAGCACAGGGAAGCAGAAAUGAGAAACAGUAUCUUAGCCCAAGUACUGGAUCAGUCAGCCCGGGCCAGGUUAAGUAACUUGGCACUUGUAAAGCCUGAAAAAACUAAAGCAGUAGAGAAUUACCUUAUACAGAUGGCAAGAUAUGGACAAAUAAGUGAGAAGGUAUCAGAACAAGGUUUAAUAGAAAUCCUUAAAAAAGUAAGCCAGCAAACAGAAAAGACAACAACAGUGAAAUUCAACAGAAGAAAGGUAAUGGACUCUGAUGAAGAUGACGAUUAUUGAACUAAAAGUGCUUACAGACUAGAACUUAACGGAACAAUUCUAGGACAGAAGUUAAGAUCUGAUUAUUUACUUUGUUUAUUGUCUAUAGGCCUUUAAAAAAAUAAACUUGUUAUGCAAAAAAAAAAAAAAAAAAAAAAAAAA